UCUACGCGUGUACACUAUGGCCAUGGCGAUAUGCACCGCUAUGUGACAGGUUAGCUCCAGAAAAACAUCCCAGACAGUCGCGGCUGCGCACUCACGGCUGCUGCCAGCGAUAGCUGGACAAUAUUUAAUGAUGGGGUCCCGAAUCAAAGAAAGCCCAGAGUCUACCUUUGAGGUUUAUCUAGAGGUAUCCCAUUCUGGAACACCGGGUUCUAAACCAGUGGUCCACAGGCAGUUUCCUGAAGAUUAUAAUGAGAAGGAAACUCUUCAUACAGUACCCAAGUUCUGCUUCCCUUUUAACAUGGACAGUCUAACAGUCAACCAAGUUGGCCAGAACUUCACCUUUGUGUUGACGGAUAUUGAGAGCAAACAGAGAUUUGGUUUUUGCCGUCUCUCCUCAGGUGCUCACACCUGCUACUGCAUUCUCAGCUACCUGCCUUGGUUUGAGGUUUUCUACAAGCUACUCAACAUUAUUGCGGAUUACACUAUCAAAGGCCAGGAAAGCCCUCUACAAGAGCUCCUGGUAUCAUUACAUACUCUUCCUAUCCAAGAGCCUGGAGUUCCUGUUCAUCUCGGCAUGCAUUCCUUCUUCACUGUGCCUGAUAUAAGAGAGCUCCCCAGUAUACCAGAAAAUAGAAACUUAACAGAGUAUUUUGUAGCUGUAGAUGUCAAUAACAUGCUCCAUCUUUAUGCUAGUAUGCUUUAUGAACGCCGAGUCCUCAUAUGUUGUAGCAAACUAAGCACUUUAACUGCGUGUGUCCAUGGGUCAGCUGCCAUGUUGUAUCCAAUGCACUGGCAACAUGUUUACAUUCCUGUUCUGCCUCAACAUCUGUUAGACUACUGCUGUGCCCCAAUGCCUUACCUAAUUGGAGUGCAUUCCAGUUUAAUGGAGAAAGUUCGGGGAAUGUCUCUUGAUGAUGUGGUGAUCCUCAAUGUGGACACUAACACACUGGAAACGCCUUAUGAAGACCUCCAAAGCCUCCCUAAUGAUGUGGUUUCUUCUCUAAAAAGCCGACUGAGAAAAGUAUCAACAACAACAGGUGACGGUGUGGCGCGAGCCUUUCUGAAGAGCCAAGCCGCUUUAUUUGGCAGCUACAGAAAUGCCCUGCAAAUUGAGCCGGGAGAGCCAAUCACCUUUAAUGAAGAAACAUUUAUCAACCAUCGGUCAAGUGCAAUGAAGCAGUUUCUUCAGAAUGCAAUUCAGUUGCAACUAUUCAAACAGUUUAUUGAUGGCCGUUUGGACCUGUUAAACUCCGGAGAAGGCUUUAAUGACAUUUUUGAAGAGGAGAUCAACAUGGGAGAAUAUGCUGGAAGUGACAAGACCUACCACCAAUGGUUGUUUACUGUUAAGAAAGGUGGUGGUGCAAUCAUUAACACAGUGAGGACUAAAGCAAACCCAGCUAUGAAAACGGUCUAUAAAUUUGCUAAAGAUCAUGCUAAAAUGGGCAUCAAGGAGGUGAAGAGCCGGCUGAAACAAAAGGAACAGGCAGAAAAUGGCUUCCCCACGGCUGGAUCAGUGGUUAUAGACAACGAUGGCACUUCUGAGUUUCCAUCUUCUACUCGAACUGUCAGGAGAGAGGGGCCGCUGCACACCUGGGACGACCGCAGACCUAUCACUAUGCACUUUGGACAGAAUCGACCGCCAAUGUUGUUAAAAAGACCAAGCAGUAAUGUGAGUUUGGAGGCUGCUGUGGAUCCACUCUCUCUGCGUCCCACUCGGCAUUACACAGUCUUUCUGUCGGAGGAUUCCUCUGGAGAUGAGCUCCAGUAUGAUGAGGACUCUGUCUCUGGGUUUCCUGACAGCUUUCUCUUCUCUGCUCCCUUUGAGUGGUCUCCUCAAGCUCAGCCGUACCACUCGCUAAAAGAAGUGGAGUUACUAGAAGGUGAUGAUAAUGGCCCAGAGCGGCACACUGCUCCUUCAAGUCCAGUUAAUGAAAAGUUCUCCAAUAUCAACCUGCUUGGGGAUAUUUUUGGUUGUCAAGAUGAGCCUGACAACCAACCUAUUACUCUCGCUAAAAGUCUGGAAGAUUUGAGGACGCCCAAAGAAACGGACGAUGUGCAAUCUAAGUUCACCUAUCAGCGUAUGGACCUGAGCAUUGGCGAACAUUCACGGACACUCCCAGGGCUAAAACUGUCCAACCCGUACAACAAACUUUGGAGUAUGGGGCAAGAUGAUGCUGCUUUGCCCAUCUGUGUGCCUCCCCCAUGUGACAGACCACCUUCAGUUACCCUUGCUGAAGCCCCCUCUCCAAGUCGUGAAAUCCUGACCCUGGGCCAGGAUAUCCCAGACCUUACCAACACUAGCAACAUCACUAUUCCUCGGCCACAGGGGAGGAAGACACCGGAGCUGGGGGCCGUGUUGGCUCCUCCAGUGGCUCAAGUCAAGUCCAAACCAGCUGAGGGAAGGACUACACCCGGAGGACAGGAGUUCAGACAAGCCCUGAGCCGGACUUCAGAUAUCGACUUUCUGAAGCCCUCAAAGACCGCAGAGGACAGCUUGGAUCUGAUCAGCCUUUUGGACCCUCUCAACAGUUCAUCAGUGAAUGACAAGACCGAGAACAGCACCCUCUCAUCAAAUAAACCAAUACUCCCACCCCGGCCGUACCCAACAGGGCUGCCUCCCUUUCCAGUGCAGCCUCAAAUAUCACUCAACCCAUUUGCCUCACCUCUUCCACAAACCCCUCCUCAAAUACACUACUCUCCCGUAGCCAGUAGUAACCCUUUUACUGCCCCCUACAGGCCCCCACCUCUGGGCCCCUGUCUGCACGCUCCCCAGACACUCCCUGUUCUGUUCAGGCAGCCUUCACCAGGGGGCUCCACUGUGUCCCCGAGUUAUGGACUCAUGCACUCAGCCUUCCUUCUAUCUGCCUCCACCUUGCCACAGUCCUCCAGUAACCACUCUCUGUCCAGUCUGGCGGACUCUACGACUGACCCGCUCCAGAGCAGACUUGCCAAACCACUUCAAACUGAGGCAGAAAUCAGAAAGAGUCAGGAUCCUUUUGGGGACCUGCUCAAUAUGGUCCAGCCCACUGCUACUCCAAAAAUGAAGGUAGAAGACCUACGUAGGAAGUGGGAAACAUUUGACUGACUUAACUGUGUGUAUGUGGCCACACAACCAGAUGAUUCCUCUGUAAUUAAUGCAUGUAGAGUGCCUUCAACAUGUGUUGGUAGAACAUAACUACUGCAUAUUAUUAUUUCUUUUUAUCUUAAAAUACUUUGAAGCAUAAUUCUUAAAACGCAACACAGAAAUCUGCAACAGAAAGCAAUGGAGGAGUGCUGUUACAUGUAGCACAGAAACCAUUAAGUACUUCCAAACAAUGUGACACGACAUUAGAUUUUUAGUCCUUUACUUCUCUUCAUUCUUAUAUUUGGUUUUGUCUGUUUACAAAUUGUCAAACUUUCUGAUCAGAAAUGUCUCUGUAUUCCUAAUCUGACUGUACCAAAGUUUUUAAAAUCUUAAAAUUACGAAGAAAUUUACAAAAAUGGUUUUAACAGGUCACAAUGAACUAAAUCAAUACUUACAAUUGUAAUUAAUUGAGCCAGUUUGUGAAUCCUCGUUGAUCCUAUGUUUUUAAUCAGAAUUCCAGAUUUAUGUGUGAGGAAUAAUCUGGUUGCGGCCCCCACGGACUGUCCACACUCUACAGCUGACCAAAGGCAAAUAGGUUUGAACUGAUGUGGUGAGGACUGGUCAUUUAGCCACAGCAACCUCUAUAAGACUCCUGGUUCAUUUGUGUGUAUUGCUUUCUACUCCUAAACAUAGUUGGCCUUGUUUUAAUAUAUCUAGACGCCAACUAUCCAUGGCCCAUUGCUACUUGCUUACAGUUGAAAGAUAAUUUGCACUAUUUGUAGUGGUGUGGUUAUGUAUAAUGCACCACGUUAGAGUAGGUACAAGAUUAGUAAUUUAGUAUUUAAUUUGUCCUGCCUAAACACCUAAUAUCUGCAUACCUUUGUAAUAAACCAAAUUUACAAUGUGCGAGUUUGUAACAAGUCCUCUAUUACGACUCUCUGUGGUAUGUAGCUACAUAGUGUGGUGCAUUUCAGCUGUGCUUAGUCCAUCCUUGACAGGUUUGAUGGCUUCAUGCACACAGGUCUUUGUUGGGCCUUUUAUGAAGGAUUUAUCUGUGACUUUAUUUUGCCUUCUGUUUUUAUAUAAAACACUGGAAAAUAUAAUAUGAUCUCACUGUCCCUGAACCAAUAUCGAAGCUGUCAAUUUCAUGAAAUGUUUUGUUUGCAGACCGUUUUGUGAAAGCAUUAUUACUCCUUUGCACUGCUUCUUUUGUCUUUGUUUUGUUACAAUUGCCAAAUACUACACAUAUCCGUUAUUGUUAUGAGCCAAUGAAGAUUAAAUGAUCCCAAGAUUUACUCUUGUAAAGUAGGUUGACAUAGACUGAUUCACUAAAAUCUGUACUUAUAAUACAUGUAGGGGUGAAGUAGAACAAUAUCAAUAAUGAAGUAUAUGACAGGUUAAAAUGUUACAUUUGUGCAAUUUAAAAUAUGUAGUGCUGCCCACUAAUCUAAUUUCUCUCUUCAGAAUAGAAAGCAUUUGUUUCUAUCUGAUUUUAUCCAUUGCAUAUUAGUACUUGGACUUGACAGUACAUUGAUAUGUUAUUGGUUAUUUGUGAAGUUGGAACAACACAUGUAUAUUGUGAUAAUUAAGAUAAUUUGUUCUUAAUUGUUAUAAUUAUUUAUCUGUCCUCAUUCUUUGUCGUUGUGAAUACUUUUUACAUUUUGCUUACAGUUAUGAUUAAAUUUUGUGCGCCCA
Molecule: messenger RNA, 4759 nt
Organism: Periophthalmus magnuspinnatus
Lineage: Eukaryota; Metazoa; Chordata; Actinopteri; Gobiiformes; Gobiidae
Gene: dennd1a
Product: DENN/MADD domain containing 1A
Exons: 23
Coding region: 128-3085 (985 amino acids)
Biological process (GO): endocytosis; endocytic recycling
Cellular component (GO): clathrin-coated vesicle; cytosol
Molecular function (GO): guanyl-nucleotide exchange factor activity; phosphatidylinositol phosphate binding
Source: RefSeq, a predicted model, not a curated record